This is a messenger RNA of Exophiala bonariae, 2100 nucleotides long. RefSeq lists its product as uncharacterized. NCBI's taxonomy places the organism in Eukaryota, Fungi, Ascomycota, Eurotiomycetes, Chaetothyriales, Herpotrichiellaceae. The transcript has 3 exons. Bases 1 to 2100 code for a protein of 699 amino acids. The record is from RefSeq and is a predicted model, not a curated record.
AUGGACCCAGACCGGUUUCUCAUCUUGGAGAAUCUGCCUCAAGGUGUGUCACCGCGGCAAAGAAUGCUCCAGAUGUCAAAAGCUCGCUCUCAUGCCAGCACUAUUGGUCGUCAAAGGGCACUAUCAGAGCGGAAGGCUCUGAGUAUGGGCCCCAAACACUCAGAAACUCGAUCAAAACCUCGCAUUGCUUGGGCGGGUGCUUACCGAAUAGGCCCUUCCCCUCAAAACGCCCGUCAACACGUCACAAAAAGGCCGACGGGCGGGGACUAUCAAGUGAUGAAAAGUCCAUUGCCUUCACACGUCGAACUUGUGCCGAGUGCGCCAAAACUGCUCACAAUUCCAGGUUCUCCCCGCUUGCGAAACGGCAAACAGACGACAAGCGACCAACAACCCCGUUCGCUUGAAGAUGACCCUCUCCCUGAGCAAGGCACCAGUUCCAGGAGCUCCAAAAUUCCCACUUCCACAUCAGGAUCGUCCUCACCAAGAACAUUUCAACUAGUGCAGUAUGAUCCUCUCCGAAAAACGACACCAGAAAGUAUCCAUGCUGUCCGUUCCAAUGCUGUUCGAUACCAAUGGAAACGAUCCAAAGCAGUGCGGCCUAGAGGAAGGAAGACCAAGGUACCAGAAACCACAGGCUUACCUUCAGAAAACGCCAAAAAAAGCCAGAGGAACCGGCUUGUGGAUCUGGGUGAAUUUGUUGAGACUGACACCGAGUCUCGCCUAAGGCUGGUCAAAGUACCUGCCCCAGGCAAUGAUAGCUCACUCCAACCCGGUGGCUAUCCCACAGAGCUCCCCUCCGGCAGUGUGGCACCUUUAUAUCACCUGGUAUACGAAGUCACUAACCGCACCUUCGUCGGCAAUCAAGCACGAACCAUGAAUAUGAUGGCAGGUCGAUACGUCCAACAGAUGCGAUCACACCCGGCUUCAUUUCAUGCUGCGGUCUGGGUUUGUGCCAAGGGUAUGAUUGACCGAACGUCAACCAACGCUGCAGUUCGCAAACAUACACGGCUUUUGGAUUUAUGUCACAAUAUUGCUGUGAAAUCAGUAAUUCAGAUGAUUUCUGAUCUUGCAGAUCCCAACUACAUGGCUCCACCUAAUGCAUUAGGUAUGCUCUGUUCUGCAAUGCAGUCUCUUGCGCUGGGAACGACGGAGAAUGUUGCUUUGCGUGUCGUCAAGUCAGGACCAAGGCAAAGCACCUUGACCAAACUUCAAAAUCUCGACCUUUUUGGGAUUGCACCUCGCUGGUUGAAUUACCAUGAAGAAGCCGCCAGAAAGAUAUUGGAUACUAAUCCACAUCAAAUCGAUCCAUUCUGGAGUGGUCUGAGGAUAUGUCAAACACAGAACGACAUAAUUUCGUCGUGUCGCACAUUGACAAAGCCCCGAUCGCCCUGUUCAUUUCUCAAUCUCGACUUCCCUGCCCUCUACAACCAAGUCAUCUUCCAGCUGAGGCCGAAGGACUCUCCUGGAUUUCUGAGAUAUGCGGCCACUCUGGGUCCUGCCCUGUCUGCACCUCUUCUAACCACGAUCACUCAAAUCUCUUCGUACAACACCAUUCAGGCAGCACUACUAUCAAACAGACUCUCCUGGUUUGGCGUUGAGUGUGUCUGUGACGCCAGAAAUUGGACGCAGCAUCAACUGAUGUCCCUACCCCUAGAAGACGACUUGUCCAUGCUGACUAGCAUCGACGACGCUGCCCUUUUCAGCGUCGUCCGCAAUGCAUUAAUUGUGUAUAGCUUCAUUGCAAUUUUCCCCUUGCCACUAACAACGGCACCCUUUCCAGAACUUGCUUUCAGACUGGAAGCAGGGAUUCUUCAAGUCCUUGAAGACAAUGAAUACACCGAAAUGACCUCACUUCUCCUCUGGACCUCGACCAUGGCCGCAUUGGCGGCGAUCGGAACACCUCGAAGGACUUCCCUCGUCGCGCUUGCCGCCAAAUUUUGUUUGAAGCUCAAUAUCUCGUCGUGGGAGUCGAUGCAAGCAAUUCUCCAAGAUUACCUAUGGUCUGAAGAUGUUAGUGACUUUGAUGGAAUCUUUCUAUUCCUCGAGAUCAGUAAAAAAAUGCUUGAAGAAGACGAUGAUUCCCAGUGGGAUGAGGAAUGA